AUGCAGGGGGUCGCCGACUGCUCGGCCGUAACCUUCCCGCCCGGAGCCCGGUGCGUCUCGGUUUCAGGCGCGGCCCCGGCGGCUCGGCUCUCCGACCCGUCCCCCCUGCGGGGUCUCCCGCUCUGGGCCUUGUGUGCCGUCUUGAGGACGGCUGAGGCCUUCUCGGAGGUGCCGGUGACCGGGGCCCCUCGGCGGCCAGAGGCCGCCCCACGUGUCACCCCGAACACUGGCAAAACUAAGACCGACGGGCGCGGAGCCGCCGCGGAAAGCCACCCCGCCCGGUCCCGUGGCUGGGGGCCCCGCUCGCCCGCGUCCCUGCCCCCUCCCCCCACGCCGCUCGCCACCCUGCCGCCUCCGAGCAGCGCCGGCCGGGACGCGGCCGGGGCCCGUCCUCCAGCAGAGGUCAACGACGAGAACGUGGUGAAGGUCGGCCACCGGCAGGUGGUGAACAUGAUCCGCCAGGGCGGGAACCACCUCGUGCUGAAGGUGGUCACAGUGGCCAGGAGCCUCGACCCCGACGACACGGCCAGGAAGAAAGCUCCCCCACCUCCGAAGCGGGCGCCGACCACGGCCCUCACCCUGAGAUCCAAGUCCAUGACCUCGGAGCUGGAGGAGCUCGUGGACAAAGCCUCCGUCCGGAAGAAGAAGGAGAAGCCUGACGAGCUGGUGCCCAUCACCAAGCCGCCCCGUGCCGCCGAGAGCGUGGCCGUGGAGCCCAGGGUGGCCACCAUCCGGCAGCGGCCCACCAGCCGGUGCUUCCCGCCCCUCUCGGACGUGAACGUGAGUGCAGAGCGCGAGCGCGUGGCCGGCCGUGCGCCGGGCCGGCCCGGAGCUCCAGGGCCACCGGCCGCGCUUUCAACUGGCCGCGUCCCGUCUUCUGUCGCAGGAAUAACAGAGGAAGAGCGACAGUUUCUGGCCCCUCCGAUGCUCAAGUUCACCAGAAGCCUGUCCAUGCCCGACACCUCCGAGGACAUCCCCCCCCCACCGCAGUCCGUGCCCCCGUCUCCGCCGCCGCCGUCCCCCACCGCCUACAACUGCCCCAAGUCCCCGACGCCCAGGGUCUACAGCACCAUCAAGCCCGCCUUCAGCCAGAACCCCCCGGCCCGGGUGGCGCCGGCCGUGCGCUCCGACACCGUGGCCGCCCUGGUACGGGACAAGGGACCGCUCUACCGCCGGGAGCUGGACCGCUACUCCCUGGACUCCGAGGACCUGUACAGCCGCGCCGCCGCCCAGGCCAACCUCCGCGGCAAGCGGGGCCAGCUGCCCGAGAACCCGUACUCGGAGGUGGGGAAGAUCGCCAGCAAGGCCGUGUACGUGCCCGCCAAGCCCGCGCGGCGGAAGGGCAUGCUGGUGAAGCAGUCCAACGUGGAGGACAGCCCCGAGAAGACCUGCUCCAUCCCCAUCCCCACCAUCAUCGUCAAGGAGCCCUCCACCAGCAGCAGCGGCAAGAGCAGCCAGGGCAGCAGCAUGGAGACCGACCCGCAGGCGCCAGAGCCGCCGGGCCAGCUGCGGCCGGACGACAGCCUGGCCGUCAGCAGCCCCUUCGCCGCCGCCAUCGCCGGGGCCGUGCGCGACCGGGAGAAGCGGCUGGGGGCCCGGAGAGACUCCCCGGCCUUCCUGUCCACCGACCUGGGGGACGAGGACCUGGGCCUCGGGCCCCCCGCCCCCCGGGGCCGGUCCUCCCAGCUCCCGGAGGAGGGAGGCUUUGGCGAGGACGACGGUACCGAGCCACCGCCGCCCACCCCGGGGGGCCCGGCCGGCGAGCCCGAGGACCUCCUCGCGGGCGGCGGCGAGGCCGGAGCACAGGGCGAGGCUGGCAGGCCUCUGAAUCCCACGCCCAGGGCCAAGGGGGCCGAGGGCGUCUCUGCGGGGGCCCCGAAGAGCAGCGCCGCCGGCAGCUCCGAGAACUACAUCCACCCGCUCACCGGGAGGCUGCUGGACCCCAGCUCCCCACUGGCCCUGGCCCUCUCGGCCAGGGACCGGGCCCUGAAGGAGUCCCAGCAGGGCCCCAAGGGGGAGGCCCCCAAGGCUGACCUCCACCAGCCACUCUAUGUCGACACCAAAAUGCGGCCCGGCGCCGAGGCUGGGGUCUCGGCGGCCGCCAGGCAGAACACGCGGGGGCCCCUGCGGCGACAGGACACGCCCCCCGCCGGCCCCGAGCCCGGCAGCGCCGCCGCGGGGCCCGGCAGGACCCUCGUGGCCGCGGGCUCCGUGGAAGAGGCGGUCGUCUUGCCGUUCCGCAUCCCCCCGCCCCCCCUGGCCUCCGUGGACCUGGACGAGGAUUUCAUUUUUACGGAGCCGCUGCCUCCUCCCCUGGAAUUCGCGAACAGCUUUGAUAUUCCCGACGACCGUGUCGCGCCAGCCCCCGCGGUCACGGACUCGGCCAAGCAAAAGAAAAGCGACGCCCCCCCGCCCCCCUCGUUGAACUCCGGCCAGCCGAGCGGCGCCACAGACGGCAAGAAGCCCGCUGGCCUCUCGAACUGUCUGCCCGCCCCCUUCCUGCCCCCCCCCGAGAACUUCGACGCUGUCACGGACUCUGGGAUCGAGGAGGUGGACAGCCGGAGCGGCAGCGACCACCACCUCGAGACGACCAGCACCGUCUCCACGCUGUCCAGCAUCUCCACGGUGUCCUCCGAGGGCGGGGAGGCCGUGGACACCUGCACCGUCUACGCCGACGGGCAGGCGUUUAUGGUGGACAAGCCCCCAGUACCUCCAAAGCCAAAAAUGAAGCCCGUCAUCCACAAAAGCAAUGCACUUUACCAGGAUGCGCUGGCCGAGGACGACAGGGACGGCUUCGUCACCCCCCCGCCGGCACCCCCGCCCCCGCCCGGUGGGGUGCAGCCGGCCACGGCCAAGGUCAUCCAGCCAAGGACCUCCAAGCUGUGGGGCGACGUCCCAGAAGUGAAAAGCCCGGCUCUCUCGGGCCCAAAGGCAAACGUGAUCAGCGAGUUGAACUCAAUCCUGCAGCAAAUGAACCGAGAGAGGUCGGCCAAGCCGGGGGAGGGCAGGGACCCGCCCACGGGAGCCAAACCCGCCAGCCUCGCCCCCAGAAGCCCAGAGGUUGUGAGUGCCGUCUCAGGGACGCGGAGCACAACGGUCACCUUCACCGUCCGCCCGGGGACCUCCCAGCCCAUCACCCUGCAGAGCCGGCCCCCCGACUAUGAAAGCAGGACCUCAGGAACCAGGCGUGCCCCGAGCCCCGUGGUGUCGCCCACGGAGAUGAACCGAGAGAUGCUGCCGGCCCCGCUGUCCGCCUCCGCCGCCAGCCCCGCCCCCAGCCUCUCCGAAGUCUUCAGCCUCCCGAGCCAGCCCCCGUCCGGAGACCUGUUCGGCCUGAACCCCGUGGGGCGCAGCAGGUCGCCGUCCCCCUCCAUACUGCAACAGCCAGUCUCAAGUAAGCCUUUCACGACCAAACCCGUCCACCUGUGGACCAAGCCGGACGUGGCGGACUGGCUGGAGAGCCUGAACCUGGGCGAGCACCGAGAGGCCUUCAUGGACAACGAGAUCGACGGCAGCCACCUGCCCAACCUGCAGAAGGAGGACCUCAUUGACCUGGGCGUGACGCGCGUCGGGCACAGGAUGAACAUCGAAAGGGCUCUGAAGCAGCUGCUGGACAGAUAAGAGCGGCCCCCGGGCCUCCUGCUGUCGGUAGAGAUGGCUUUCCCCGAGACGCAUGGCGGCCGAGCGUGCGGCCGCGAGCCCGGUCCCUGGUUUGUCUCCUGGCCCCCCAAGAAGCGCCGAGCGUGUCCGCAGUGUGUCCGGGCCCAGGCCUGGGAACUGGCCGGCCCCCUGGGGCUUCGUGGGCUGUGCCUGUUGAGCAGGCGGCCAGCGAGGGAGCUCUGAGCUGGAGCCGCAGCCCGCCUCCCGGCACGCAGGCCCCACCUCGCCAGGCCCCAGCCUGUCCGCCACCGGCUGGGGGAGGCCGCGCGCUCGCUCACGGCGGACCCUGUGCUCCAGAUACCUCCUGAGACCUCCCCUCUGCCUCGGCCCCUCCGGCCCUGGCCCCUGGGGGGCGCUAGGAUUGCCCAGUCCUUGCUUCCUCUGAGCUGCCCCAGGGCUGUCGGGCCCGGCCAGAGGCAGAGGCCCUUCUGUGCUGCCGACUCUCCCCGGCCUCUGCCGCGGCAGCCGCGUCCAGCUUUGCUUAGCUUGCUCUCUUUCUUUCUGCACAUCUAUUAGCAUCAUUCCAAAGUGGGCACAGGCGCCACGUGGAGCCAGUCACAGCGCAGGGUCGCGGUUCCGAGGCGGGCCUGGCCCAGCCUCUGUGAGGCGGCGUCUGCUGGGAG
Condylura cristata (star-nosed mole) is the source of this 4283-nucleotide messenger RNA. RefSeq names its product SH3 and multiple ankyrin repeat domains 2 (gene SHANK2). The coding region runs from base 1 to 3621 and encodes 1206 amino acids. The record is from RefSeq and is a predicted model, not a curated record. The transcript is spliced from 12 exons. NCBI's taxonomy places the organism in Eukaryota, Metazoa, Chordata, Mammalia, Eulipotyphla, Talpidae. Gene Ontology annotation, molecular function: synaptic receptor adaptor activity; ionotropic glutamate receptor binding. Gene Ontology annotation, cellular component: postsynaptic membrane; dendritic spine; postsynaptic density.